Molecule: messenger RNA, 1934 nt
Organism: Scomber japonicus (chub mackerel)
Lineage: Eukaryota; Metazoa; Chordata; Actinopteri; Scombriformes; Scombridae
Product: zinc finger protein 436
Exons: 5
Coding region: 170-1930 (586 amino acids)
Biological process (GO): regulation of transcription by RNA polymerase II
Cellular component (GO): transcription regulator complex; PcG protein complex
Molecular function (GO): DNA-binding transcription factor activity, RNA polymerase II-specific; RNA polymerase II cis-regulatory region sequence-specific DNA binding
Source: RefSeq, a predicted model, not a curated record
GAGGGAGAGAGAGGGGAGAAGUUGGAUGGCACUUUCCUUUGUCGCCGUGUCUCUGAUCUUACGACUACCGAGCAACAUUAUCUCUGAUCCGUGAAAUCACACGGUGUGUCGCCGCUUCACGCCUACUCCUCCUGGUUUCAUCCAACAAACGGUCGAACCUGUGGCCAGGAUGAUGGAGGAAUCGGUCAGCACGUUUGAAACCCAUCUGACGGCUGUCAUGGACAGUCUGAUCCGAGCCUCGGUGUGUGAGAUAACCAAACUCUUCCAGGAGACGGUGAACGACUACCUGGUGGAGCUGUCCCUCAACAGGAAGGAGAACGAGGCUCUCAAACUGCGACUGAGGCUCACUGAGGGCAAGCUGAGGACCGAGCGAGUGUACGGGCUGGGCUGGGCUUCCCACCGCCGCAACGCUGGCCUGGCAGCGGCAGAGGAAGGGGCCGGAGGGAGGAAGAAACGAAAAGUUAUGGGGACCCGAGGCAAGUCAAAGAAGGGCCCGGCAGCAGCCUAUGGCAAAGGCUGGCCUGGAGGUGUGUGGGAGGAAGGAGGAGGUGGCGGCGGCGGUUGUGCUGGGGGAGGAGGAAGUGGAGGAGCUGUGGGGAUGGUAGCAGGAGCAGGAGGAAGAGGGGGGAAGGAGGCCAGGGAGAUGUACCUCAUCCAGUUCCCUGGGGGCGAAGAGGAGGAGGGAGGGAUGGUGGAGGACGAUGAAGGGGAGGACAGCCUCAGCGGUGAGGGGGAGGAGACGGCCAACAUCAAAGAGGAGUUUUCUCAAACAGAGGGCUAUCAACCUGCUUCUCUCAAGCUUAUCAAGGAGGCUUUGAAGAUGGACCUGCCCAACCAGAACCUCCACGCAGGCUCCAGAGCCCAAAGCGAAGGAGAGCUGUCAGAUCGUCCUCCGACCCUUCAUCCAGGAGAGCGAGAGGAGGAGGAAGAGGAGGACUGGGAGGUGGGAUCCACAGAGCCAUCAGAGGGGGGCAUGACCAUGGACGAGCUGAGGGGUUUGGAGUCCGCACUGAGGGCUGAAAGGGGCCGUGAGCAGGGUUCCAUGACGGCUUCCCAGCCUGUCAGCCCCGGCUCAGAGGUGGCACCAGGUAGCGAGAUCAGCUUGGCCCCCAAGUACAUUGGUCUCGAUGGAAUGGAGCAAGACGAAGAGCUGGAUCCUCAGCCACCCACCCUGCAGAGAGAAGACCAGAUAGGGCAAACCCGGGUGAAGGACCGUAUGAGAGCUGGCAUGUUCGGAGUAGCAGAGCUGAAGUCGGGCUGGUCGAAGAAGAUGAGAGAGGGCGACUCAGCUGCUGUCAUGAGUGGAGAGGAUGCGUCAGAGCAGGGAGAGUCAGAUCACCUGCCUCACCUGUCUGCUCCAGGGAGUGUCGGGGAGAGCGGAGGGGAAGAAGAGGCUGGUGCUGACCUGCUCCACUUCUGCCCUCAGUGUGGAGGAGGCUUCACCACAGAGGCUGAGAUGGAGGACCACCCCUGUCCACUGGGUGGUGCCCUUUUACAGAACAGCGGAGGAGAGGAGGGUCUUUUCCCUUGUGCCCACUGUGGCAACACGUUCAGCCACUCCUGGGCACUUAAGAACCAUGAGUGUGCCUGUGCUGCCGAGCGGCCACACUGCUGCGAGAUCUGUGGGAAGCGCUUUACACACUCACGCUCCCUGGAACGCCAUCAUCUGGUGCACACAGGCGAGAGGCCACACCGGUGCCCGCAGUGUGGACGCAGCUUCAGUCGUCUAGGCAACUUGGAACGUCACCAGCGGAUCCACACGGGUGAACGUCCGUACGGGUGCGAAGCGUGUGGAAAACGGUUCAGUCGUGUGGAGUACUUAAAAAGACACCAACUCAUACACAACAGUGAAAAGGCAACCCUGCAGUGCUCCAACUGUGGAACGGGUUUCAGUGAUGUGGAGCAGCUGAAAAGCCACCAGUGUUUUUAGAGCC